Solanum lycopersicum (tomato) is the source of this 3345-nucleotide messenger RNA. NCBI's taxonomy places the organism in Eukaryota, Viridiplantae, Streptophyta, Magnoliopsida, Solanales, Solanaceae. The record is from RefSeq and is a predicted model, not a curated record.
GUUUUGACACUUAAGCGACCCGCCCUACUAAAGAAGAUCGAUGCAAAGGUUAGAUUUCACCACCUCUAUCUACCCAACUAGUACUAUUUGAUCUACAAAAAUCCAACCUGGAAACUUUCUCUCCCCCAGAAAACCCUCUAUCCCCAAGCCCCUUUACUAGGUUGGGCAAGCUUUGAUGCCCCUACUCCCAAGAAGUUGCUGGUCGGGAUCGUGGAACUGUCGCUCGAGAAGUAAGAAGUUGAUCCUUGUUUGGUCAUAAGGAUAAUAGUUCUUCUUAGGUCAGGGGCGGCUGGACCGGGGGUUACCCGCGAUUGGUAAUGGCACAACCAGAAGAGGAGUAGGAGAGACAGGGCUAGGCGCUGGGUAGCGCAGCGCAUCUGUUUCGGGUACAGAGGCGACGAGGGGUGCUAACCCGGCCACCCAACCCAGCAGGUUAGGGGCAGGCCGGCCAUAGGUUCGAAUCCUGCCACCUUUCUUGUGGAUCAUCCUGUGGUUACCGGAUGAUGGGAAUAACAAAGAAGAAAUUUGGAAAUGAGCACGAAAUGUCAAUAUAUGAAUUGUUUCAUUAUUCGUUAUUUCCGGGUCUUUUCGUUGCAUUCACUUACAACAAGAAACAACAACCAGUGUUUGGUGCAGCACUUGCAUUUUGGUGUAUUCUUAUUUCUUUCCUUGGUCUUUCGUUCCGUCAUAUUCCUAAUAACUUAUCCAAUUACAACGUAUUAACCGCUAAUGCACCUUUCUUUUUUCAAAUCUCAAGGAUAUGGUCUAAUCAUGAGGGUAGUAUUUUAUCAUGGUGUUGGAUCCUAAGUUUUUGUGGAUUCCUUCUUUGUUACUGGGGUCGACCUCUAAGCCAUAAUGUCUCAAAACGAGGAGCUGAAAGCCACUUGACUGUAAGGAGAGGAGGCCAUAGAGAAAGUUCUUUUUAUUCCUUUGUUUCGAACUUCGUGAAGAACUCCAUUCUAUCUCUCUCUCGUUACGAACAAAAAAGUGGAAUGAAAUCCCAGUUAUACACUCCCUUCGUUCUACGAACCCUUGUUGAUUCUAAACUUCGUUCGCAAAGGAAACAGACUUUUGAUGGGCCAGCCCUUUUUUAUGCGCCGCUUUACCCUCAAAGGAAAAUGAGCUUUGCUCUUCUGGGCGCUAGGCGCUCCCGUGGUUCGCGAGAAGGAAAAAGGAUGUUGCAUCUAGCACGAGAUGAUAAAGAGAGAGCUUCGUCUAUCGAUGAACAGCGGAUUGACGGAGCUCUUGGCAUUGCUUUGUUUUUCUCUCCUUUCCUAUCAGCGGGUUCCGACCCUUUUGUUCAAAAUUUCUUCGUUUGUACUGAAUUGCUUGGAGAAUCAAAUCCUGUUCAACAAGAUCCUAUAUAAGCUAUACAUCCUCCUUGCAUUUAUGCCGGAGACGUCGCCAGUGCUAUGGGUUUUGGCUUAUGUAGAUCAAAAAUGAUGAAUGGGAUUGUGGCACUCCACUCGCCGCCAAUGCGGAAGGAUGCCGCCGAAAAGAAUGGAACACUGUUUCGCUCUGUUGGAUGCGUCGGAUCCCGUAUAACAAGCGAGCUCUUUACCCUCAAAUUCAAACAUGUGGGCGCAAAAUGCUAUCCUGCUUUAUUGUUACCUAGCAAUAGAAGUCUGCUUAUGCUGCUUCGGCAGCGCUUUUUCGCCCUCUCUUCGCUCUGGACAGGAGCGCUAGUGGACACGAGGAGGGAGCAGGCGAAGCGUGUCGUUCGUAAUGGAAAGAAAGAUACCACUACUUCGCCUUUUUGUUGGACCGCCGGUGCGAACACAGUGGUCGGGGUGGCUGGUGGUUUCGGGAUCCCGUAGAAAUGCUUCUUUUAUGCCUCGGGUAUUAGCCACAACUCAUAUUCAAUCAGUAAUUCUACCCCUUCUUCAUUCUUGGACCUCGUUUCUUAAUAUUGUUACUUUUCCAUGCUGUGUCUCAGGAACCUUUUCAAUACGGUUCGGAUUGCUAGCACCCGUUCAUAGUUUUGCUAAAGAUGAUACACGAGGAAUCUUUUUAUGGCGGUUCUUCCUUCUAAUGACCGGAAUAUCCAUGAUUCUUUUCUCCCAGAUGAAGCAGCAGGCAUCGGUCCGUAGAACCUAUAAAAAGGAGAUGGUUGUGGCGCGAAGUACUCUUGUGCACCUACGUCAUUCGGCUCGCGCGCAGAAGGUGGGGCUCAUAGUCUUCCAGGCCUGCUCUGGGGGCUUCUAGUACCGAUAUGAGUAGCGCGCGUGUCCGAAUAUGUUCUCGCAGGGCUGGAAGGAGCGCACGCCAAGUUAGAUAGAGCAAAAGGGGGUCCUGUCAAGUUGGUCCGCUAACGCCUUAUCUUCCUAUUUAUAAGCCACAGCCUACUUCAACGUUUCAAAUUUGCCAUAGAGGAACUGUUUCCUGCGUCUGUGGCCGUUGCAGCUAACCUAACGGAGGAAGGAGGAGGGGAAGGGUGGCGGACAUCAAAUGGAUUAGAGUUUUCAAAAAACUAGAAGAGGUUCAAUUCCUCUUUGAUGUGGUUAAGGCAAAACAUAGAUAUCAGAGAAGAAAUUCAAAGGUAAGACUGGUUUUUUCUUACUUCAUCGGGUAAAGUUUAAUAGUUCCAAGCUAAACGUACUAAAUCAAUUAGCUUAUUACUAUUGGAAAAUUCCAUUCAUUUCUUGAAAAUAUUUCCUACUCAUAUUAGCUAUCUACGACAAAAGUAGAAGCAAGGUCUCCGCUUUUUUCAAGGAAAGUCUCAGUGCGUAAAGAGUCCUCAUACAAGAAAACACCCAGUGCCGUAUUUAGCCAGGUGAGUAACGAACAGGCCGUAUGCAGAGGAGGCCCCCUUCCCAAUCAAAGUCUUUCCCCCUUAAUCUGCAUCCGAAUAUGGAGUAAGGAUGAAAUGAAAUGAAGGAGUGGAGUAGUAAAGAAACUAUGAUGAAGUGUGUCAACAACAUAUUCCAAAAUAUGCUUAACAACAACAAGAUGAAUGCCAAGGUCGUACAUGACGCGCUUAAAUCGCUCUUUGCUAUAGCUCGGAAAAAGGCCAAACCAACCCAUGAAAGUAAGAAAGAAGGAAAGAACUAAAUCCAAUGCUAUUGAUUUACCGCGUAAGGAUUUGCGCUCUCCAAGCAAGCAUUAAGAUCCUAUGUUGAAUGGCAUUAAGAUCAAACAUAUAAGAUGCACCAACAGAUACUAUCACAGCUAAUUUAAGUGCUAGUCUAGUAACUACGGUUAUUGAUUCAAUUACCAGUCCUUUUAUCUUCAGUUAGAAGACCCUCAAGGCUAACGUUCUUCUUUUUGUUACCAUGCUUCUACCCAAAGGUAAUUAGUUACCAAUGAAGACAUGAAUCGUCGAAUGGAAUCUGUACAAUUUCUCAA